Molecule: messenger RNA, 2899 nt
Organism: Malaya genurostris
Lineage: Eukaryota; Metazoa; Arthropoda; Insecta; Diptera; Culicidae
Product: cytochrome P450 4C1-like
Exons: 4
Coding region: 187-1689 (500 amino acids)
Molecular function (GO): oxidoreductase activity, acting on paired donors, with incorporation or reduction of molecular oxygen; iron ion binding; monooxygenase activity
Source: RefSeq, a predicted model, not a curated record
GACAAGUGAUCAUACCAAGAUGACCCUUGUUUUGCGAGAACUGUUUUCUGUUUGUUUCAGAUAAAUUGUGUUCGUAGCAUUCGUAUAUGCUAUGACACUUGGAGGGUUAAUCGAGUUGUAGUACAUUUUAUAAAAGCAACCAACGGCCCUUAGCAGUACUUUUCUAAGUCGACAGCUAGUCCGAAAAUGUUCUUAUUAUGGCACUUUCUAGCGCUGCCACUUCUACUUUCGGUCGCCGCGUAUCUCGUGUUUCGUUGGAAGAACCGUCGUUUUGAUCGAAUUUCUGCCGAACUACAGGGACCGAAAGGAUAUCCAUUCAUCGGCUGUGGUCAUCUCUUCAUCGGAAAAAGCAACGAGCAACAGUUCGCCAUUUUAAACGACAUUACGAAAACCUAUCCUUCGCCCGUUCGAGCCUGGCUCGGUCAGAAGUUUGUGGUGUUCAUCGAUAACCCGGAAGAUUUGCAAAUAGUUUUGAAUUCACCCAACUGCCUGGAGAAAGCCGAUGUUUACCGAUUCUUCCACUGCGAAAAAGGUUUAUUUUCAUCUCCAGCCAGUGUUUGGAAAGUCCACCGGAAGCUUUUGUCACCAUGUUUUAGUCCUAAUAUUUUAGCCAGCUUCUUGCCAAUAUUCAAUUUGAAAAGUGCAAUUUUAGUGCAAAGAAUUGAGAAGCAUGUCGGGCGGAAAGAAUUCAAAAUCAAUGAGGACAUUGCAAGAUGUACUUUGGAUAUGAUUUGCGCUACCACGUUGGGAACCGAUAUGGACUUGCAGAGCGACGAAGGAACUGAAUACAUAAGGGCUAUCGAAGAAGCAUGUGAACUAAUAAAUCAGCGUGUGUUCAAGCCCUGGCUCCAUCCAGAUUUCAUCUACGAAAAAACCAAAAAUUUCCAAUUGGAGAAGGAGAGUUUUGAGAAGGCUUACAAAAUGGCACGCAAGGUUUUAAAACUUAAGCAAGAGCAAAGAAGCAAAUCCAAAUAUGUUCCGACACGUGCUGAAGACGAGAAAAAGCCUCAGAUUUACAUUGAUCAAAUUCUACGGAUCGCAGAAGAGACAGACAUUUUCGAUGAUGCCGAUAUUCGAGACGAGCUGGAUACUAUUAUAGUAGGAGGAAAUGAAACAUCCGCUGUGACUCUGUCACAUGUGGUUCUCAUGCUGGCCAUGCACCAAGACAUUCAAGAAAAAAUGUACAACGAAAUAGUAAACGUAAUUGGAUCGCAAGAUCCCUCAAUCCCCGUGCAUAACGAUCACCUCGCCAAUUUGAACUACACCGAAAUGGUCAUCAAGGAAACAAUGCGUCUAUUCCCGGUUGGAGCAGUCAUUGGCAGAACCUGCACCGCUCCUACCAAAAUCUCAAAAGCUACGCUUCCCGAAGGUACUGUCAUCAUAUUGGGAGUGUUUAAUGUGCAUCGUAAUCCUAAGUACUGGGGACCACAAGCGGAAAGGUUUAACCCCGACAAUUUCCUGCCCGAACGAGCAGCGGAACGCCACCCGUACUCAUAUCUACCGUUCAGUGGAGGACCCCGGAACUGCAUCGGUUACAAGUAUGGUCUUAUGUCGAUGAAGAUCAUGAUGUGUCAUCUGUUGCGAUCAUACCGAUUCCGGUCUCCACUCAAAAUGGAAGAAUUACAGUUGAAAAUGAGCAUCACUCUAAAGGUUACCAACAAACAUUUGGUGCAAAUCGAAAAGAGAUAAUGGUCAACAUCAGGUCGUUUACUCGAAAAUCUUAUCAAAUGGAUUAUUGAAAACAGUCGAACCCGUCUUCUGGUUAUAUAGGGUAACGGUAUCCCAACUCAUCUCAGCUCCAGUGUUCAUUCGUCUCCUAUAUUAAAAUCAUAAGUUCGAGUAAAAUUGUGGUGUAAUGAUGGUUGAUGUCAUUCUCAUAUCACUACUAUUCUCAUAUACAAUGUUGUGGUAAUCUUCAAAAUAUUUGUUUGUUGUGCAUCAACUAGUAUAACCUAAAAAAUAAGACAGUUCCCAGCUUGUAUACCGUGGACCUCAGGUCCUCAAAGCAGUUUUUUUCGGUCAGCAAUUAUUUGUAGUAAUUAUUCGGUUGUUAUUGUGGUAUCCUGAAUUAUCUGAUAUCCACAUUGAGUGUGGGUAUGAUUGGUUUAGCGUGUAGAGCGCGGGAGAGUCUGGAUGACGGUGGAAGACGAGGAGUGAAAGGCGUCGAACGGGUAUGUAGAAUAUAAGUUGAUAACUGCUAGAUGGAGAAUAUCACAUUGGCGAUCCUGCCAUGAUAAACUGAUCUGGAGAAUCUUGAAUUCAUUUUCAUCGAUAGUAUAGUGAUUUUCACUGUCGCUAGAAAAGAUUGCGAUGCGAUAAGAUAGCGACAAAAUGCCGCAAAGAUCGCGAAACUGUCAUUCGCAUCGAUUCAACCCCUUCGAGACCACAAGCCAGAAAAAAAUAUUUUUUAAAUUGACCGUUACAAUGACUAAUUUUUUAUUUAUUAUUAAGAAAACUUCAGUCAUAAUGAAUUCAUAUUGAUAAUGCGUAUGAGGCAGAUUACGGCUAAAACUUGCACGGAUUUUUUAAGCGUUUGCUAUUUAUUUGACAUAAUGUACGAUUCAGACGAUCCACCUCUUUCCGUCACCGCCACCGGAACGUCAGCUUCCGUCAAAAUUAGUUUAAUACUUUCUUUACCGGAACGUUCACACGCUCCGUCCGUCAAGACGUUCCGUGACGGUGACGUUACGUGUGAAUGGCUCCAUAAGAAUGCAUGUAAUUAAUGUUGACUGUGACAAAAUAAGACGGAUCGUCUGAAUCGUACAUAAUGAUUAUUUUGUGCUUAGUAUGUUCCCUUUUCAUUUAUAUUUUGUAUUAAUCGACGCCUUGGUUUUCAAAACCUCGUGCUUUAUUCGAUUGUGCUAUUUGUCUACUCUAAAAAGUUGGUCGUCUUUGACAG